AUGUUCUAUACGCGUGGUCUAUUGCUGCUGGCAAUCCUUCCUUCUGUGGAAGUUAUGUGCUAUUCCGUUCAAUUCGGAGCUAUGCACCCCUUAGCAGUUCCUAUUUAUGAAAUCGAAGUAUUCUCCAAACAUUCUGGUGGAUAUGUAGAUGUGGAGUUCAAACAAAAGGCCAAUUUGUGUUUCCACAUUAACCUGAUUUUGAUCAUCGAUGAAAGUGAAAUGGAAUGGAAAGGACGAGCAUUCAUUCUCAGUGGCGGCAUUGGUUACAACUUUACCACCUUAAGAUUGGCAUACAACCAGCCAGAAGCAGCCAAAGCCACAGUGCUCAUCUACGGGAUUCCUAGGUAG
This is a messenger RNA of Drosophila subpulchrella, 348 nucleotides long. RefSeq lists its product as uncharacterized. The transcript is spliced from 2 exons. The record is from RefSeq and is a predicted model, not a curated record. Bases 1 to 348 code for a protein of 115 amino acids. Lineage: Eukaryota; Metazoa; Arthropoda; Insecta; Diptera; Drosophilidae.